UGUAGCCUCAAAAUGAUAGUGAAGCUGUUAUUUUAAGGUAAAAAAGUUACAUGAUGGAGCUUUGUAUGAGGUUUGUUCCAAGGUUUUAUUAUACUUUCGACUUCAGUGGAGCUUUUUUUUGUUACAGAAACUAUACAAGGUGACAGAUGAUGGAUUAGAUAGCAGAAUCAAAGGAGUGAACUAUCAUACUUUGGUUCCCUAUCUAAGAGAUGGAUCCUGAAUCCAGCAGAACGAUAGAGUUGGCAGCGCUUGGCCGGCCAUUCGGCCUAGGGAUGCUGUACGACUGCCGCCAAGACUCACUUGUCCCUGGCAUGACACUGUGGGACAGCAAUGACCUGAACAAAGAUACAAGAGAAAGUCCAAAACCUAACACUGACUUUGAGAUAGUUGCAUCUGAAUCAAUUGAGGACAAAUCUUCAGCACUAAAUGUUGAAGCUUCACUGAAAGCAAGUUUCUUGGGUGGACUCAUAGAGGUUGGUGGAUCAGCCAAAUACCUGAAUGAUCAUAAGACAUCAAAAAAUCAGGCCAGAGUAACACUGACAUACAAAGCUACCACAAAGUUUCAGGAACUGUCAAUGGAUCAUCUUGGAAGAGGCAAUGUGAAGCAUCCGUAUGUCUUUGAUAAAGGAUUAGCAACACAUGUAGUCACAGCUAUUCUUUAUGGGGCACAAGCCUUCUUUGUCUUUGACCGUGAGGUUUCUGAACAGGAAGAUCAUCAAGACAUUGAGGGUAACUUGAAGGUGAUGAUCAAAAAGAUUCCUUGCCUGGCAAUAGAGGGUGAAGGUUCACUGAAAAUGGAAGACAAGGAAAAAGCAAACGUUCAGAAAUUCUCCUGCAGGUUCUAUGGAGACUUUUCCAUUCAGAAACCUCCUACAACCUUUCAGGAUGCAGUACAAAUCUACCAAAGUCUGCCACAGUUGCUGGGAGCCAACGGAGAAAACGCUGUACCAAUGAAGGUCUGGCUGUUGCCACUGACAAGUUUAGAUUCUUCUGCUGCGAAACUCGUCCGUCAGAUAAGUAUAGGACUAGUUCAGCAAUCACAGAGUGUCCUGGAGGAUUUCAGUGAGCUGGAAAUGAGGUGUAAUGAUGCACUGAAAACCACCACUGCACAGCAGUUCCCACAGAUUGGCAAAAAACUUAAACAAUUUAAAGAGAUGUGCUCUGAGUUCAAGCUGGGAUUCCAACAAACCUUGGCAAAGAAACUUCCAUCAAUCCGAGGAGGAGGAGAAGAGGAGGCUGUGCUCGCAGAGAUCCUGAAGAAGAGACAUUCUUCUCCUUUCAACAGCAAAGACCUGAACGAGUGGAUGGACUGUAAAGAGAGAGAAAUUUACACUUUAAAGUCUUUCACCAACAUAAUGAAAAACACCAAGAUUGUCUCAACUCAGAAUGGUCUUCAUGAGGAAACCAUCAGUGUAGAGCAUUCAGUGUGUUUUGUUUUCACCUCACUGGGAAGUGAUGAACCGUUCCUCUCAGCUUUAUCAGACUGCUUAAAAGGAACAACCAAACCAGACGACCCUCAACAUUCACAUACUCAUGAUGUAGAGAAGGAACAAUGGUAUGCCUCCAACAAAGUAGCAGAUGCAAUGAGAGAUAAAGCAAAGCUCUUCAGUGACUUUGCAGAGGCCAACAAGGAGAACAAGAACAUUAAGUUCUUGAUAGUUGGUUUAACUAAUGAGAAACAGAAAGGUUCAAGCAUCUACCUUUAUAAAGAAGGCUUUUCUGUAAGUGAGAACUUUGAGCCGCCUUCAAAGGCGCUGGAAAACAGUGACACGUCAGCGACCAUUAAACCGUCAAACAGGUGUGACACUCAGAUUUCUCCACCCAGAUUUGGAGGCGAGAACAUUCACCCUACUCUGUUGAGUACUGUGUCCGUGGAAGGAUGUGAUGGCAAACAACAGACAGCAUCAGGAAAGCUAAGAAGAAGUAGUGAGCGUGGGGAGAAACGCCCUGCUGAGCUUGGACAAGAUGUCCAGAUACGGAGCUACAUCGUGGAGUACGCCAAAACAGACAACGGGAUGAAAGAGGAAGAUCUCCAAUGGAACCAAAUGAUGUCGAAGGCUGAAAAGACGAUCAUUUCAGAGCUUCAGUCAGAGACAGAAUAUGUUGUCAGGGCCUCUCUUGCACGACUAACAGCAACCCAGCGAUAUGUGUUUGACUCAGUGCUGUCCAUUUUUGGAAAAGAUGUGGCAGAGAACAUUGAGAUGAUGGUGACUUUUGCAGACGGCAAGCAGCCACCAGUUCUUGAGGCAAUCAAUGUCUCUGGAGUUCCAUGUCCAAAAAAUGACAUAGGGCUUCCAGUUCACUUCAAAUUCAACAACUCUGCAUUGUUUGCUGACAACAAAUGUGUCAGUGACGGGCCCUGUGAUGAGGACUCUGAUGAAGAUGAUGAAAACUUUGAUGAAAUGUUUUGGAACAUGGGUGCCAAAAGCAUGGAGAAGUUCUUUACUGCUUUGAGUAAAAUGACAACCAAAAGUCUGCAAAUGACUCAAGAGGUUCUGAAAGAACGAAAGCAUCUUGAAACAGCUGUUGAAGGUUUGCAACCACAAGUUAAAGCUGGAUUGGCAAAACUUCAAGAAAUUAAGACAACCAAAGAAAAAAUUAAAGAGCAUGAAACAGCUAUGACUUCAAAUGAAAACUUUGAGAUUGAGGUGGAUGUCAUUAAACCAGUCAAAAAAGAGCUCACAAAGAAAGGAGAGUACAUUACCAACUGCCAGAAUUGUUCAGUAACAUGCCACUACCCAUGUGCGAUAGCAGAUGAUGAUCAAAAACAUAAAUGUACAGCAAUGGACAUGACAGGGAGGUGCACUGUCUGCCCUGGGAAAUGCAUUUGGAAUGUGCAUUUCAACCAAACAUACAGUUGGGAGUAUGUUCAAGUAAAAGAGAAGAAGACACUGCAAGAACUGAAAGAAAAGUACGAAAAUGCUACAAAAGAAAAGAUGACUGUUCAGGAACUGAUUGAGAGGCAAGAGGAAGAAAUUGUUCACCUUCAAGAAAUGAUAGUGUCCCUCAUGGAUCAGUCAGCUCACUCUUUAACUCGUCUGCAAGAGAUCGCUCUGAGGCCGAACCCUCUGACCACUCCAGGGUACAUCGACAUGCUGAUUGAAGGAGAAAAGUCAGAGGCUAAAGAGGGUUACCAGGCUCGAAUUCAGUCUCUGGAGGCAAUGAAGGAAAAGGCUAAAAUUAUCUCCAAAGUAGCCAAACGAGAUAAACUAACAAAAACGGACGAGGAACUGUCUGAAGAAAGACAGGAGAGGCAAGAAAAGAAAGGUUUUCUCAAGAAAGCUGCAAAUUUCUUUGGCUUUUAUUAG
This is a messenger RNA of Morone saxatilis (striped sea-bass), 3308 nucleotides long. Its product is annotated as stonustoxin subunit beta-like. The record is from RefSeq and is a predicted model, not a curated record. NCBI's taxonomy places the organism in Eukaryota, Metazoa, Chordata, Actinopteri, Moronidae.